GCGGUCACUUACUCGUCUUUCUUGGGAUGGUGGCGGAUCCAGCAUUCGAGCGAGAUCCUACACUUCAACAGGCAAUUUUUUAUGGAAUUUCCAAUUUUGCUAUAUAUUGCGAUAAGAUAAUUUGGUCACAUUACGGAGAGGUACAAGAUAUACAAAAAUUGGAAAUUUCAUAAAAAAAUUGCCUGUUGAAGUGUAGGAUCUCGCUCGAAUGCUGGAAUAGGGUUGAUGGUGGCGGAGAAUAAAUAUAUGCAUAUUAACAGUCCCCGGGUCAAGCGGGAAUUCAGCACAACCUCUGACCUCAUCCCCGUUUUCACUCUCACCACUCCACACUCAAGCUUAUUUUUAACUUCAUUUCUCAUAAUUAAAAUUUCUAUUUUUAAAUUAUUAUGGAGGAGGAGGGACACUCAUCAGGCGAAGAUUUUGUAGUGAGGAGACCACCCGUUGCUCCAAUGAUGGAGGGGGAGGAGGAAGUGGCCGGUCCGUCUUCCAACAAGCGAUCAAAGCGACAGUCUUCCCCUACUCACCAGACCCCAUCUGUCAAAUUGUUGCCAGUGGAGAAGAAAAAGCACCCCCUCGCUCCCACUGGUUAUCUCAACCCUCCCGGGACAAAAGAUACGGAAAAGAGAAAGUCGGUCACAUCAACAAGUUCAGCUAGGGAGGAUGACGAUUUCGAGCCAAUCCCAUGGUACUACUUCCCAGAAGAGGAGGGUGAGAUACAGGACGAGGGCAGUGGGGGGAUCUACAUUCGAACGGGAGAAUUAGCUGAAGAAUUUGAAGUCAGAUAUUCGGGAGGAGCGUCUGAAUCGAGAAUUGGAAAAAUAAAGACAGAAGAAGGUGUAGAUCUCAUUAGGAAGACGAUUCUACAAUUAGUUGGUAAAGACUCUCCCUCCGCACCUGAGCUGGAUAUAGAGGAAUCAUCCCCCGAACUAAUUUUCACCCAAAAAGAAGAGGGUUUAACUGAUGACGAGAGAGAGCUGCUCUUUACAAAGAUUUUCGAAGCAGGAGGACGAGUUCCCGUCGUCGAUAAGCCGGACUGGAAUCUUAUCAUCCAUAAGGCACCAACCACUGGAAUAAUUCACUUGUGUAUAGAGUCGAUGAGACGACAAGCGGGGGGAGACUCCGAGUAUAGAGCUUAUAGGUUAUGCACAAAAGAAAACUGUUAUCAAUACCAACGUACAACGGCGAGUGCUGUAUUGCCGAAAUGUUUAUCGCACAAGGAGACGCUAAUAAACACAGUAAUGGGAGUGACUCCCUAUGAAGAAAGAAACACUCUCGUUCGUAUACACGUGAAGUUUCUGAACUCCGUUCGGCUGAAUUCAUCAGAUUCGGAGACAAAACAUGAAACAAAGUUGCAUAUGUCCAAGACAAUUUCUACUUAUCAAACAUGGAAGGAUUACUGUGCCACAAAAGAAGUCCACCCCAUACCAAAAGAGAUUUCCAUGCACCACUACGACAACGAACAGGAUGCGUUAAAACGACUGGCACUAGAGUCGACGAUCGGCAUGAUGAUGAAAUUGGCCCCAGGGACUAUGCCCUUCAUAAACUUGGAUGCUGUCAUUCCAUUCAGCUACGGGAUGGAGGACGAGAUCGAUACGCGCCUUAAGGAACUGGGCAUGCAUCUCAAAAUCCUUCGUAAGUUGAAACCGGAAGAGAACGUGGCUUAUCCAUUCCCCGGACAAUAUUUACUAGGAACUCCGGCAGCAGAUACACAAAAGCCUGAGAAAGGGACGGCGUUUUUAUACACCAUAACAUCACGUGAAAUGUGGUAUUUUGGGUGGAGUGACACCCCCGACUUCAAGAUUCGACUAGAUGGAAGAAGGACUGACGGUGCUAGUGAGUAUAAGCGGAUUACGGAAGCUAGGACUUAUCCACCAGGGAUCAACGCCCCCACUCUGACAUGCUCUCUCCUCGCUAAAUGUGCCGACAAGGAUAAGGAGACGAUUGAGGCGAAAAUGAUCAUUUCCGGUUAUAUUGCCUAUUUACUAGGACUUCGAAAUCCACUUCGCCCUCAAAAUCGUUCUGCUCGUUGUUACUCGACCAAUAAAUGUGUCCUUCUGAGCCUUAUUGGCCCUGGUGCAUGGAGUGAGAUAUGUCAGUUUAUCAAAUUAUUUUGGAGAGUCGAGCCAAUGUUGGGAAAGUUCGAGAAGCAGCUUCGUUCCAAGAACCGUGUCAAAAUGGACGAGGCUGAAGAACAGAGUGACGGUGAGGACGAGUCUUCCGAGGAUGAAGAUUACAAUCCAGCCAAGGAUAUGCACAAUCAGAAUGAGAGCAGUGAAAGUGAUGUCGGUCUCUUCACUGAUGCGGAAUCAGUUGCGAGCGGAAGUAAUGGGAGCGGAUCUGACAGCUACUGAACAACACAACCUAUUCUCCAAUCCCCACCCCUGUCCACCUACUUUAUUUAUUUAAGAGUUAUUAUUGAUCACUUAUUGUUAAAACUUAAGGGUCAGGUCAAAUCAAUUAUUUGCCAUUGAAAAUAAGCUUCGGCUAACAAACAAUACAUUUUUAAAUCAGGGAAAUUGUUAUCAUCA
Folsomia candida is the source of this 2528-nucleotide messenger RNA. RefSeq lists its product as uncharacterized. The record is from RefSeq and is a predicted model, not a curated record. NCBI's taxonomy places the organism in Eukaryota, Metazoa, Arthropoda, Collembola, Entomobryomorpha, Isotomidae. The transcript is spliced from 7 exons. Bases 387 to 2351 code for a protein of 654 amino acids.